Molecule: messenger RNA, 3651 nt
Organism: Trypanosoma rangeli
Lineage: Eukaryota; Euglenozoa; Kinetoplastea; Trypanosomatida; Trypanosomatidae
Product: putative protein kinase
Exons: 1
Coding region: 1-3651 (1216 amino acids)
Biological process (GO): protein phosphorylation
Molecular function (GO): ATP binding; protein binding; protein kinase activity
Source: RefSeq, a predicted model, not a curated record
AUGGGUUCUGGUGAGGAAGGCUCUAAUACAUGUUUUGUUUUCGAUAUUAUUGGUGAGGGGCAGACGGAGAUCAGUGACACCAUCGCAGAUGAAAUUGAGUUUUUGAAGCAGAACUACGACAGUAUUGAGGUCGUAGAACUUGAGGGAUUCUACCCAAAGGUGUUACUCACCCUCGAGGCGGAGUCAAACCCCAAGCGUCGUGUGGUGCUUGAGGUUGCCAUCGUUGCUGGCUACCCCUUCGUUGCCCCGAGAGUACGAAUUCAACUCCCAGAGGGUGUCACGCCUGAGUGCAGCGUGGCGCUGGAUGAGUCCGAGGCGCAUCAGAUUCAGGCGGAGGUGCGAGAAGCCAUUAGUCCCUGUCUUCUCGCAGGCGUCCCUUGUGUUAUGCAGAUCAUCUCCGUGGUGGAACGUGUGCUGUCUAGCGGCAUCCAACGUUCAUGUACGCCGAGGCAUGCGAAACCCGUCGAUGCUGCGGAACUUCCACCUUCCCAGACGACGCUAAAAGCGCAGGAGUUGAUAAGGAUCUGCAUUCUAUUGCUCCAUCUACUUAAUAAAUGUUGCCAUUUGAAGGACCCUGAAUCCAUGGAAGAGGCCAAAAGCAAUUUUCAGCUACUAGCUCAUUACUUGAUAAAUGACUUGAAGCUUAUACCAAAAAAGCUGCUUAAAUGCAUACCUUGGAAGUAUGAUUAUACUCAACGCGCUUUUCGCGAAACUGUCCGCGAAUCUAUGGAUGGAACCGACAAUAUUACCAAGUGGUUUUGGUCUCAAGAGGAGGGUAGUGGCGCCUUUCAAAACAGUUCGCCUGGACGAUACAAGAAUGAGUUUAUUCAGCAACGCAAGUUGGGCUCUGGUGGGUUUGCCCCGGUUUUUGUUUGCCGCAAAAAAGUGGAUGGCCGUCUGUAUGCCGUUAAGAAAAUUCUCACCAAAAAGGACCAAUCAGAAAAAGUUCUAAGGGAGGUUCAGAGUUUGGCAGCCCUGAGUCACAAAAACAUUGUCCGCUACUAUGACGCAUGGAUGGAGCCUGGAUGCGACGAGGACCUGUUAAGCUAUGCAUCUCUUCCAGAGGAGACAGAGGAGGAUGAAAAAGAGGGGAGCCGUGAAUUAAUGGAUACUUUACACCUGGACGCUAAGGCAAGGCGGCAGUCGUUUUGGGAUGAUAGCUCGGAGACAAGCAGUGCAGCCGAUGCAUCAAGUGAGGAAAGUUGCUCCUGUACCUCCUCAGACGACGACUCCCCCCGAGGUAUUUUGAACACCCCAUACAUUGCCCACUCUGAGGACUAUCGCACACUUUAUAUUCAAAUGGAAUUGUGCUCCAAGAACACACUACGGCACAUGAUUGAUGAGUCUGACAGGGGUGAAACAAGCCUUUUUUCUUCUGAGAAUGGAGAAAAAAUGGCGGCACGGAUUUUUCGUCAAUUGCUGACGGUUGUGGCUCACUUUCACAGGGAGAAAAUUGUGCACCGUGACCUCAAGCCCGAUAACAUUCUGUUCGAAAUGGAGGAGUCAGCGAGUGGAAGUGAAAUUGAGGGCAUUCGCGUGGCGGAUUUUGGCUUGGCGCGGACGAUGCAGUCAUCGGUAAAACGAAAUCCCAACAGCUUUGAGAUGGAUGACCUUAAUGCGCUUGUUGACCGUGAGGAUGGCUGUUUCCCGACAGGAAACUUGGGAUCUGUUCUGUACUGUGCUCCUGAGCAAGAGCGCGGUGAGGACUAUGACUUUAAGGUGGAUGAGUACAGCCUGGGGAUGAUAGCGCUUGAGAUGUGGCUUGCUGUCGCAGGUAAAGGCUUCAGGGAGCGCUUUAAUAUUAUGACAGAAGUUAGUCGUGGAAAUAAGCUUCCCGAGUGGUUUUUAAAGUGGAAUCCAAGAAUGGCAAAUGUAAUUGCUGGCCUUAUUGAAUGGGACCCGAGUUCACGGCGCUCAUGUGAAGAGCUUCUCAUCACGGCUGAUCUCCCUGGCGAUCCUGCGGACAUUGUGGAGGCAUUGGAAACGAUUGAGCGACACAGGGAACGUAUUACCGGCCGUGUGCUUCACUGUAUUCAGAAAAUGAUGAUGACUCACUACCGCAAGCCAGCACCGCAGGUAAAGGAUUAUACAAAGUCACUCACUAAUACAGUUUUACUUGAUCUCAUACAGGCAAUUAACAUUAUUGGGUACCUUCACGGUGCUGUCCCCGUGGCCUGCUAUGAUUCAAUGAUUCCUAUGAAUCCCUCACUUGGUGAGUUCGAGGUUCCAUGUGUUAUUGACAUGCGGUCAAGAGUGUGGGCAACCCCAUCACAACCACAUCUUGCUAUAGCCCACUUUUUCGGCCACCUGACGCAUCCUCACAUCGGCUCUUUUUAUCAAUUCUUUCACAGAACACGACCCUACGCGGUAUUUACGACGCCGUUGUGUCCAUCUGGAAUUGCGGAGGAAGCAGUUAUCGAUCCGGUGCUAUCCUUUCUCCAUCUAUUGUCUGUGUUUGAUUUGAACACCAAACUUAACCUCAUUAUCUCCCACGCCCACUGGUUGAAUGCAACCUGUUCGCGCGAGUCCAGUCCAAAGGUUUCGUAUGAUGAUCUAUCGGAAGUGGGUGGUCCGAUUGAAUCAAGUGACCUGAUUCUGCCGCUUGUUUCUAGGAUGGAUGGGGCCUUUGUUGAAGCGCGUCUAUUAAGGCCCUCAUGGGAUAGACUAGAAUCCGUACGAAGCUUCACCACUCUAUUACUUGAGGUUCUGCCUUUGUUUGGGAAGCAGGUUGCCUCGAACGUCAGCAUAAGCAUUGAUCCUGCCCUGAAGCCAAGUGAGACAUCUGUGGAUAGGGCAUUUCUCGAGCAUGGGCUUAUUCUCGAAUGUCGUACACAAGGCGAGGGUAGGCCAGUGGCAUUUUUCUGUAACCUUGAAAACUUCACGAGUAAGUGUCUUCCAAGGGGGUCUGAUAUGCCUGCAGUUAGUUUGAGUGUCGAUCUUUUUGAGCUGGGGGCAGUGGGAAAACACGUUCACUUUCAACAGAAGUCUCUGCUGCUUAGCGGGGUGGGAAUUUGCCGUCAAGACGUUUACGCACCGGGUCAAAUGAGUUCCAUCAUCGCCGCAGCUGUGAAGGUGUGGAGUGGCAACGUACGAGCCUGCCUGUGUGUGGAUCAUGACAGCCGUGCCUUUUGCAAAGCCAUGAAGGCAAGAAAUUUGUCCAUGGUGUUGCUGGAUGGGUCCCGGUUUGCAUCGCUUGAGUCUGUGCAGCACGGUAAGGUGCGAACUCGCAGAGACGCCAUUUCCGGGGAUUUAUGCGUGGCCAUACGAAAGCUCAACGGGGCGGAGUUGAUGGAGGACGUUCAGCCAAGGGAGCCUGCGAUAUUUAUUAGGGAAGAAAAGGCAAAGACGUUUUCUGCAGAGGAGGCUAGUGAAAUUUACUCCAUCAUUGUAAAAUCCAUCUCCCACAUCCUGGUGGUGGAUUCAGAGGCCAAGACGGUGGAGUGCGGCCUAAAAAAGUUCAUGGGACACUCGAUACCAACUGAGGUGGAUACCCCCAAAGCCGCCGAGCUUAGUAAGUGGCUAAAAAGCAACAUGUCGGCACACGGUGUGCUGCCUAUUUUUUCUACCCAUGACAGGACCGUGUCCUUCUUUGUCAACCAGAAUAUAUUCCGCCGCAUAGGCCAUAGCGAUGGUGGGAGGAGGAAGAAAUAG